Molecule: messenger RNA, 795 nt
Organism: Exaiptasia diaphana
Lineage: Eukaryota; Metazoa; Cnidaria; Anthozoa; Actiniaria; Aiptasiidae
Exons: 2
Coding region: 1-795 (264 amino acids)
Biological process (GO): axon guidance
Cellular component (GO): neuron projection
Molecular function (GO): protein binding; transmembrane-ephrin receptor activity
Source: RefSeq, a predicted model, not a curated record
AUGGAGUCAUUGGUUGCAUUAGAAAGCAUGAAAGAAUAUUUUACUUAUCCCUCUCAUAAUUGUUUUGUCAUUUUCAAACCAAAGUGGAAGAAGGAUCAUGGACCAAAGAAGCCAGUUUUCACUGUGUGUGACGUAAGCCCUUCACAAGAACCAAACCUCUGGUUAAGAAGUCUCGAAAUUCAUGUUAAAAACGCAACAAGGGUCGAUGUAACAUUAAAAUACGCCGUUUCUAAAUGCACUAUGAUCAAGCAUUGCAAGGACAACUUACAAUUAUUCGUGCAUAAAACAUCGUGGAAGUAUGGUAACUUACAGAACAAGGUCCCGGAACCCAAUAAAAAUAUUGAAUCAUAUCAAAACUUUGGAACCACAAAACCAAGAUCCAUCUCUAAAGAUCUCGAUAAGCCCGAAUUAAAUAACGAGACAUACUCCUUCUUCACGAAUCGUUCAACACCAUACUACUACCUUGCCAUUCGAUACCAAGGAGGAUGCUUUCGCUUGUUCGAAGUGGUCUUGAGCUAUUCAUUUUGUUCUUCUAUGGCUUUGUCAUCAAAUCUUGUUCAUCUAACUGAAACGAUUGCACCAGCUAACGGAACAAUACAGAUUGGAGGAUCUUGUGCUCAAAACGCUCAGCCAUUGGCUGAUAAUAUGACCUUGUAUGGAAAUUGCAUGGCUAAUGGUGAAUGGAGUAGUCACGCAAUAGGUGGUGAAUGCUUGUGUAUGGCAGGGUUUGGAAAGUACUUAAAUGGAACCAGUGCAUCUUGUAAAAGUAAGUGCGGAAAAUACUUUCCCUAUUAG